Cynocephalus volans (Philippine flying lemur) is the source of this 1976-nucleotide messenger RNA. It is a transcript of the gene SNX1, whose product is annotated as sorting nexin 1. Gene Ontology annotation, cellular component: endosome; endosome membrane. The transcript is spliced from 15 exons. The record is from RefSeq and is a predicted model, not a curated record. The coding region runs from base 29 to 1597 and encodes 522 amino acids. Lineage: Eukaryota; Metazoa; Chordata; Mammalia; Dermoptera; Cynocephalidae. Gene Ontology annotation, biological process: intracellular protein transport; early endosome to Golgi transport. Gene Ontology annotation, molecular function: phosphatidylinositol binding.
UUGCGGCUUCCGCCGCGGGUGGAGGAAGAUGGCGUCGGGUGGUGGAGGCUGUAGCGCUUCCGAGAGACUCCCUCCGCCCUUUCCCGGCCUGGAGCCGGAGUCCGAGGGGGCGGCCGGGGGGUCAGAACCCGAGGCUGGGGACAGCGACACCGAGGGGGAGGACAUUUUCACCGGCGCUGCGGCGGCCAGUAAGCCCCAGUCUCCAAAGAGAACUACACCCCUUCUUCCCAUCAACAAUGGCUCCAAAGAAAAUGGGAUCCAUGAGGAACAAGAUCAAGAGCCACAGGAUCUCUUUGCAGAUGCUACAGUGGAGCUAUCCCUGGACAGCACACAAAAUAAUCGGAAUAAGGUGCCGGCCAAAGCACUCAUUUCUCUUCCUCCACAAGAAGCCGCAAAUUCUUCUAAGUCCCAGCUAAGAUAUGAGGAGCUAGAGGAAGAAGAACAGGAGGACCAAUUUGAUUUGACAGUCGGUAUAACUGAUCCUGAAAAGAUAGGGGAUGGUAUGAAUGCAUAUGUAGCCUACAAAGUUACAACACAGACGAGCUUACCAAUGUUCAGAAGUAAACAGUUUGCAGUCAAAAGAAGAUUUAGUGACUUUUUGGGUCUUUAUGAGAAGCUUUCAGAGAAGCACUCUCAGAAUGGCUUCAUUGUUCCUCCUCCACCAGAGAAGAGCCUAAUAGGAAUGACAAAAGUGAAAGUUGGGAAGGAAGAUUCUUCUUCUGCAGAAUUUCUUGAAAAACGAAGGGCUGCUCUAGAAAGGUACCUUCAGAGAAUUGUGAAUCAUCCUACCAUGUUACAGGACCCUGAUGUCAGGGAAUUCUUGGAAAAAGAAGAGCUGCCACGAGCCGUGGGUACCCAGACAUUGAGUGGUGCUGGUCUCCUCAAGAUGUUCAACAAAGCCACAGAUGCAGUCAGCAAAAUGACCAUCAAGAUGAAUGAAUCAGACAUUUGGUUUGAGGAGAAGCUCCAGGAGGUGGAGUGUGAGGAGCAGCGCUUACGAAAACUGCAUGCUGUUGUAGAAACUCUAGUCAACCAUAGGAAAGAGCUAGCGCUGAACACAGCCCAGUUUGCAAAGAGUCUAGCCAUGCUCGGGAGCUCCGAAGACAACACAGCAUUGUCACGAGCACUCUCCCAGCUGGCUGAGGUGGAAGAAAAAAUUGAGCAGCUCCAUCAGGAACAGGCCAACAAUGACUUCUUCCUCCUUGCUGAGCUCCUGAGUGACUACAUUCGCCUCCUGGCCAUAGUCCGUGCUGCCUUUGACCAGCGCAUGAAGACAUGGCAGCGCUGGCAGGAUGCUCAAGCCACACUGCAGAAGAAGCGAGAGGCCGAGGCUCGGCUGCUUUGGGCCAAUAAACCUGACAAGCUGCAGCAGGCCAAAGACGAGAUCAUAGAGUGGGAGUCUCGGGUGACUCAAUAUGAAAGGGACUUUGAAAAGAUUUCAGCAGUGGUUCGAAAAGAAGUAAUACGGUUUGAGAAAGAGAAAUCCAAGGACUUCAAAAACCAUGUGAUCAAGUACCUUGAGACACUCCUGUAUGCACAGCAGCAGCUGGCGAAGUACUGGGAAGCCUUCCUUCCUGAGGCAAAGGCCAUCUCCUAAUGGACCAAGGACACCAGAUCCCACUUGCGUGAAGCUGCCUUUUUAUACACUGUCCUCCUCCAUUUUGAUGGACCCCAGUGAUGUAUCCUGCCUAGGCUGGACUUAACCCCUUCCCACCCCCAUGACCAGGCUGUCCCCAGUUAGUCUAACCAUUAUUUCAUUUAGCUCCCAUUUAUAUUUUCUUAUCUAAGAGAAUAGUUUCUUGCUUUAAGCAAAAGACCUACAAUAGGUGGUGGAAUUAUGGGAUGGGGUGGAGUAUUGAUAUAAAUAUAUAAAUACAAAUGUAUAUUUUUCAGGAUGAGGUUUAGGAACUGGGAAUAACGUUUUCUGUUACUCCUCAUGGUGCCAUGAAAAGAUUAUGUAAUAAAAUAUUUUCAAA